Messenger RNA from Trichosurus vulpecula (common brushtail), 1224 nucleotides. RefSeq names its product CD177 antigen-like. The record is from RefSeq and is a predicted model, not a curated record. The transcript is spliced from 7 exons. Lineage: Eukaryota; Metazoa; Chordata; Mammalia; Diprotodontia; Phalangeridae. Gene Ontology annotation, cellular component: plasma membrane raft; plasma membrane. Bases 1 to 1224 code for a protein of 407 amino acids.
AUGGGGGCCCUGAUACUGGGUUGCUAUGGAAACAAGAUCUCUCUGCUGGCAGGAGGGGCUUCAAUACAGGUCAGCAAUGAGGUCAAGGCCUUGUUGGUGAACUGCCCCAGGUUUGGGGCCUUGCUGCAGGCUCCUUGCUGGACCAGUGGCACCAUUGUGAGCAGUAAGGGGUGCACAGCAGAUGGGAUCACUUCCUCUGGCCCCAGUACAUUUGCGGCUUUUGGGGUGACUAUCAUCUUCUACAGGAAAGUCUGCUCUUCUGACCUGUGUAAUGACAUCAACAGCGUGGCUUCCAUCCUGACUCCAGCUCCUACAGCUGUGCCUUCCUCUGAUGGUCUCCAGUGUCCAAUGUGUGCGGCCUUGGGAUCCUCCUGUUCAAGCAACACUCUUUCCCUGUGCCCAGAGGGCACCUCCCGCUGUUACCAGGGACUGUUGCAGCUCAGUGGAGGAGGGAUUUCAUUUGACUUGGACAUCCAGGGCUGUGCCUCCAAAGCCAUCACAGGCUGCUAUCUACUUGGAAACACCCAGGCUUUUGGGCCCUUUACUGUGACUGAGGAAUGCGAAGGGCAAUCUGAGGACGAGGGCAACUCUAACGGGGUUUCUACUACCACAGUGCAAGCCUGGGGAAUGGGGACCAGAGGCAUCAUUUUGAGCACUAAGGGGUGCACAGCAGAUGGGAUCACUUCCUCUGGCCCCAGCACAAUUGCGUCUCCAGGGGUGACUAUCAUCUCCUACACCAAAGUCUGCUCUUCUGACCUGUGUAAUGACAUCAACAGCACGGCUUCCAUCCUGAGUCCAGCUCCUUCAGCUGCCCCUUCCCCUGAUGGUCUGCAGUGUCCAACGUGUGUGGCCUUGGGAUCCUCCUGUUCAAGCACCUCUCCUUCCCUGUGCCCAGAGGGCACCUCCCGUUGUUACCAGGGACAGCUGCAGCUCAAUGGAGGAGGGAUUACGACUAACUUGGGCAUUCAGGGCUGUGCCCCCGAAGCCAUCACAGGCUGCCAUCUACUUGGAAAUACCCAGGCUUUUGGGCCCAUUUCUGUGACUGAGGAGUGCGAAGAGCAAUCUGAGGGCGAAGGGCAAUCUGAGGGCGAAGGGCAAUCUGAGGGCGAAGGGCAAUCUGAGGACACGGGCAACUCUAACAGCGUUUCUACUACCACAGUGCAAGCCUGGGGACUCGGAGCUGGAUUGUUCCUGGCCCUGUGGAGUGCCUCCCCCCAACUCUGA